Messenger RNA from Cataglyphis hispanica, 5067 nucleotides. RefSeq names its product protein CBFA2T2 (gene nvy). The coding region runs from base 649 to 3021 and encodes 790 amino acids. The transcript is spliced from 8 exons. NCBI's taxonomy places the organism in Eukaryota, Metazoa, Arthropoda, Insecta, Hymenoptera, Formicidae. Gene Ontology annotation, molecular function: transcription corepressor activity. Gene Ontology annotation, cellular component: nucleus. The record is from RefSeq and is a predicted model, not a curated record. Gene Ontology annotation, biological process: negative regulation of DNA-templated transcription; DNA-templated transcription.
GUGACGCGGCAGGUCGGAUUCGAAAAGUGCUCCGUGUGUUUUUCGCGAUUUCGUCUCGCCGAAAGUGAGUUUCGCGCGCGAACUAUUGUCGGGAGUGCCGAGUGAUGUGUCACGCGUUUGUCGUUACGUCAAAUAUACGCGGGUCGACAUCGUAAAUAAAUCGGUUAUGAUUGAUGUUAGGGCGGUAUAUUCUGUGUACUUAUGGGCGAUUCGAAAUCGCAGUUAAAUUCGUAUCUCUUGUAUUUUCAUUCCGAAGAAAUGGAUUUCGCGCAUAAUUCGUCAUCGUCGCGAGUGAAAUAUAUAACACAGUGCAAAACGAGCAGCCUAGUAAAGUAUCUACAGCAAAAGUGCAUUAGUGUAUACAGCGAGCUUUAUUGUACGUGAUAUGUAUUCAAUUAGUGUGGACGAAUUAAUCGGAAUCGCUCUGCAUUUUGCUGAAAUCAUCACUUCGAAUUCGUUGAAAGUGUAAUAAGUGUUAUCGAUAGCCGAUGGCAACGUUAUUGGAUGCUGUGGGAUUCAUGAGACUACUUGCAUAUUCCUGGAAGAAAAUGUGGUGGAGGGGGAAGAUACUGCUGUUAGUAGCAAUUCCAAGAAUUGCCGGGCAUCGAUGCAGUGGCGUCGCGAACGGUGAGAAAACGGCCGGCGAGCAUGAAAGUGGAGGGCGGAGCGGCAACAACGACGACGACGACGACGACGGCGGUCCUCCACAAGGUCAAGGUUAAGGAAGAGACAAAGGAAUGCUGCGGCUACCAGCAAUCCUCGCCGUCGUCAACGGCCGUCGCGACGCCCACCGUCUCGGCCGCGACGGCGAUCACCACGACCGUCACCAACACCAACGGCAUCACUACCGCGAAUUCACCGUCGACGGUUACUACAGUCGUUACCGCCGCCAUCCCCGCCCCGCAAUCUUCCGGUAUUAUCUGUCAUCCGCCGACGACCGUCCCCAAUACCGUCGAUUCUUUUCCGGUCGACCUCGAUCUCAAGGCGAAGAAUAAGGCAUCCUCUGUUUCACGGGAGAAAUCCUCGCGGGAGGAAGUGGUUCAACCAGAGACGCACUCGCCCUCGUCUCAGCAACACCAAAGGCUCGGCCAGCAGAAACAAACAAACGGUUCUCGGUCGGAGUACAAAGGCGGUUGCUCUAGAUCUUCUGACAACGACAGCCCUUUGCCUUCGCAAUCAGUCAAGUCCGAGCUCGAGGAAGGGUCCGGUUCUGCCAAUGCUGGGCCCAGGACGGACGAUCAGAGCGAUGGCCCCGCGCUGGCGAACGGUACCGGCAGUGCUGCAUCCAGAUGCGUCAGCAGCAUCUUCGCCGGACACGGCAAGCUCAAGAGGCUGCUGGGCACUCUGGUACAAUUCGCCACCGAUAUCUCGACGGACACAGGCGACACGGUGCGUGCGCUGGUGCUCGCGCUUCUGAGCGGCAGCAUGACCGCCGAGGAGUUUCACUCGGCGUUGCAGGAGGCGACCAACUUCCCGCUCAGAAGUUUCGUCUUGCCGUACCUUAAGCACACUUUACCUUCUCUACAGAGGGAUCUGAGCAACGCGGCCCGAGCGAAUAACCAGAGCUGCGUGCAAUUCCUUCGAUCCAACGAGUCCGCCGUUUUGGAGACCGUGGGACUGGUCCCGUCCGGCGAGUCCGUCGAGGUGUUCGGCGAGCACGGGGGUGCGAACGGAAUCGGCGGCGGUAAUCAGUGCUCCGCUCAUUACGCCAUGCGCUCGAAUUCUAAUCCCGGCGUCGGUGCCAUUCAGCACGCGGUCGGCAGCAACGCCACGGGCGCGUUGCAUCAUUAUUCCGGCGCUCACACGACCAAGCGCCGCGCCUCCGACACCCCAUAUUAUGAGAACGGUGUUCUUUUGGACGACAUGCCAGUGUAUGGCAAGAGAUCUACCAACCCAUGGAGCCAUCAUCAUCAGCAACAGCAACAGCAGCAGCAGCCACCGACGGACCCAUCCUACUGCUGGUACCAUCCGUUGCACUCUGCGGGAGGAUCGAUUCAAGGUCACGCACACGGCCACGGUCCAAGCCCGGUACCGCCUAGCCUCGUGCAGAUUAAUCAGAUAAACGCGUUCUCCACGCCGCAUCAUCUGACCCAGCAGUCGCAGCAAUCAAUGGGCCAUGGUUUACAAACGCAGAACGGCGGUAGUCUUGAUGAUGAGUGGAAAAAUAUCCACGUGAUGCUCAACUGCAUCCUUGGCAUGGUUGAGAAAACGAAAAGAGCAUUGGCGAUCCUGCAGCGACGGGGAUGUUCCAGUCCAGCAGCCGCGGCGCCACCGCCAGGUGUGGUGGUCGCGGCACAGAACGGCACCAACGGCAAUAACGGCAAUGGCAACAAUCCCUCGUCGACCAACGGCGCGCAAGUUGAAUCGUCCACUGGUGAUCGGGAUGGCAAUUUAAAGCGAUUGUCCGGCGAGAUUGUCGCGCAGACAAUCAGAGCGACCGAAGACAGAGUGGCUGAGGUCAAACGAAGAGCCGAGGAAGCUGUAUUAGAAGUGAAAAGAGCUGCAGUGGCGGAAGUGCAGCGCGCCGUGGCAGUUGCAGUUGCGGAAUCAAGGGCAAACGAACGUUUGAGGGUUCAUCGGUUACUGGACCUUCCUCUAUCCCAAAGAAAUCACGGUAGUCUCCGUCAGGGUCCCUUUCUGAGAGUUCAUGGGAGCUCGAGUACGGUGGAGACUAGUGCCAGGAAUGUAACGACACCGACAACAACAACGAAUUCGGCACCAUCGACCACCGAAGAUGAAAAAGAUAUCCAUCUGACUAGCAUAAUGGGAUCCAGUUGUUGGAAUUGUGGUAGGCCUGCUCUGGAGACCUGCGGCGGUUGUGGAAUCGCUCGGUACUGCGGUUCGUUUUGCCAACAUCGCGAUUGGGAGGCCGGUCAUCACACGACUUGUAACAACUUGCCGCCGCGUGAGCCACGGAGAUCAGCUUCGCGCAGUCCACCGCGGGUCGUUGCCGCGAAUCUCUCCACGAGUGUCAACGAAGUCGACGCCACGCCAAUGGCGUCCGUCUCGAAGGGAAAGUGACGUCGCGGUACUAAAAACAACCGAUCGAUUAAAUCGAUCGACUUCGAGUCGCGUUAAUCGCAAAUCCCACGAGGAGUCUUCUGUAAAAAAUGGAUGAAUUGAAACGAAUGGGAAUUCAUCCUGAAAAUCUGAAUAUCUGAUUCGAAUCAAUCUGUUAGAUUUCGUUUUUCUUUUCAUUUCCUAAUUGAGAGAAUGAAGAUUAAGAGGAAAGAGGAUAAUAGAAAGAAAUGUAACAAUCCUAUAAAGACAAAUAUUAAUUUUUAGAAAUAUUAGGUAUUUCAAAAUGAAUUCCUUCCGCUUCAAUUCUCUUUAAUUCGUCCAUCUUCUGCAGAUCCUUCACCGAUCAUACAUCUUCUGCGUACUCUCAUCGUUGUCCUUUUCUUUCUACGAAACUGAGAUUUCUUUUGUAAUAUAUCUGAAAAUGUGGAUGAGUCUGAACAAGAAUCUAGUUCAUUAUAACUAUGAGCAAAUUGAUUAUUCGCUUGUGACAGAGAAAGAGAGCAUUGAAAAAGUGCUAAUUUGAUAUACGAUCAAUUAUCCUUUGGAUAGAUACUCUCUAGUCCCGGCGUUUCAAUAGGCGAUAAUGUAUGAUAGCAAAUGAUUAUUUAAUCGAUUAGAAAAAUACGAAUCUUCAUAUGUGAUCGAUCAGCUUUGAUAUCUCUUUUUGAAUUAUAAUAUAUAAUAACAUUACGAUGAUUCAAAAGAUAUUUAAAAGAUAUUAUUGAAGCACAUCUUCUGAAAAUUUCUGAAAAAUUCAUUUUUUCAGGUAAAAUACGAUUUUUGCACAUUUUGAGUGGAAUAUCAGUAUGAUAAAAAUAUUUGUUUUUAGAAUUUAUCAACUAAUCACGCAAAAUGAGCAACGAUGAUCAUAUCAAAUAAUGUAACUGAUUACAUAGAUAUUUGCAUUUUUUCGGAUAGAUAACGCCGACGAAAUAUGCAUUGUCAUAAAUGUACACAUUUAUCAGCAUCAUGUGCCAGCCGUUCCGCUUUUUAUCAUCUAUCGAAUCGUAAAUUUUCGCAAUCCAUUUAUUAUCUAGGAUUAAAGCAAACAAUAGAAAUAAUGUGUGUCUUAAAUGUUUUCUGCAAUUGAAAGAAUAAUAGAUAACAGAAUGAAUCUCUAUAUCUUCGAUCAAUGAAUCGCAGCAUUUCAUAUUGCUCCGAAUUGACAUUAGCAGUAAAUGUAGUAUUACGAAAAUAAUUCUUCCCGUUAGCGUAGACGUUUUCUUCGUUUCGCCAUUAGCAAUUUGAAUUCUUCAUAUAAAAGCAAAAUCCAAUUGGCAAACUUUGUUUGGAUGCAAUUUAGAAAAUGCUUUCUUUUGCUUACUUCUUUAUAAGAAUCUGACAAAGCACGAAAUGUUCUUCACCUUCAAUAUUGGAUUGAAUCUAUGAUGCAUGAAAUUAUGAUUGAAGAAUAGUUUCUAUUCUUGUAAAAUGAAUGACUGUUAUUUCACAUGUGAAUAUAUCUCAAUAUUACACAGCAGAAUAUUGUUAUGAAAAUAACAUAAAUGUAUUGUGCAAGAUAAAAUUGAUAUGUACGUAACACAUAAAGUUACACCACACAAAAAGUGAUUUGAUUUUAUUGCGUACCUACGCUGCUCUCGAUGUUUCAUACACGAAAAAAUGAAUCACAUCGACUUUCCUAGUCAAUUGAUAGAUUUAAUGAUUGUAACGAGAUUAAUGUAACUUAGACUCUCGAAUCUUUUACUUUACGCGCGCACACCUCAGGAUAUAAUUAUCAUCUAUAUUUAAGUCUAGUCACACACAAGAAAAUGAAGUGGAUUUAUCAUACGCAUUAGGAAACUUUGCUCAAAUCUAGAUUAUGAAUUAUUGUAAUUUUGCCUAGGCAUAUUGCGUUGCGGGGAUGUAUGAUAUGGAUAUUAUAAAAUGUAUUUGUAAACUAACGAAAUAUAUAAUGAUUAUUCUAUGUCAGAACGUAAACGAAAUAAUAUCACAGAUCUUUUCAUUGUACCUACGACUUAUUUAGCUAAAAAUGGGAUAAAUUUAAUUCUAUAAGUCUGAUUUUUUUCAAUUAAACAUUUUGCGCUC